AAUUCGGCAACAUCUCCAACUCAAGCAUCAGUUCUCCACCGAGAAACACUCGCAGCUUUCUUCCAGCUGUCAUUCAGAUACUUUGGUAACUCUCCAUCCACCAUUCCAUUUAAACAACAAGAUGCAGAAGUUAAUUCUUCUAGCAGGCCUGUGUGCCAUCAUUGCUGACACAUGUGUGGCAUCCAAAAAACUGGCGUGCGUGUAUCAGAGCACCUCGGAUCAAAUUGGCGCAAACCCAUUUGAUAUUUUGCGUGACAUCGAUGCUCAGCUGUGCAGCCAAAUCAUCUACAGCUCCCUUAAGCCUACGCCGGUUUCCCUGACCUCUUGUGACGAGAGCAAGUUUCAAGCCUUCGCUGAAAUAAAGAAAAGAAAUCCAGAGCUUCAAACCUUUUUGGAAGUCGAUCUGUCUACUGCUGGAAGCCAGAUAUUCACACCACCAAACCGGCAGAUUUUCAUCGCAUCUGUAAUCGACCAUUUGGUCGCUGGGAAUUUUGAUGGCCUAAACAUCAAGUGGGUAGCUGAGGCGAUCAGCAGUCAACCAAACAUCAAGCAACGCUUCAGUUUCUUCAUACAGGAACUGAGACGCGAGCUGGGCCAGCGACAGCUCAGUCUAAGUAUCUCCGCUGCACAAUCUGACAUCAUCCAGAGUUAUGACUUCUCAGAGCUUUCCAAAUACGUGGACUUCUUCUAUGUGAUGUCCUUCGACCUUGACCGACAAUCGUCCAGUAAUGGUCAAGCACAAUUCCCUAAUGCGAAAAACACGAUGCAGUUCUUUGCCAACACAGGUGUUCCAAAAGAAAAGUUUCUCAUGGGAAUCGCUUCGUAUGGUUAUGGAUCUAACCAAGCGAUCAUUCCCAAAUUUUAGGAAUCCUCUGAUCCACGGAAGGAAGUUUACUUUGACAGCGCUGAGACCAUUGAGGCUAAGGCCAACUUCAUCAAAAACAGUGCGUAUGGAGGUGUCAUUGUCAAGGCUCUGAACCUGGAUGACUUCAAUGGAAAGGGUGGUAAAGGGAACUAUCCUGUCAUCCAACAUAUCCAUGACAUAAUUCUUGAAUAGAAAGCUUCCCUUUCUAUGAUGACGUGCACUGCGGUGAAGGAGCAUAUUACUUAUAUAACACAGGGGAAUGGUUUCAUAAUUUCACCCCAAAAUUUCCUUGUCGUACGAAUUGGAUACAUAAUUUUGGUGAUCAAAAGAAUGGAUACAGUUAUAUUCAUUGAUUGGUGGAACUACUGUCUUAAGUCAGACUUAAGCGCAAACUGGCUUCAAUUUUCGACACGUAACACAUGAUCAGGCCUCAUUCCAGUUUGUGCUCACCAAAGUUUGAGGGGGUAUUUUGGGAUUAUUUGUGGGUUUUAUUAAUGGUGACGUUAAUCUACUGGUGAUAAUGCGAUGUGCACGUCUGUUGUUACCAUACAGUCAUGAUGAUCUUCAGCUGUUUGUGUGGAACAAAAUUCAAUAAAAUGUCUCAGUUGACAACAA
This is a messenger RNA of Syngnathus acus (greater pipefish), 1480 nucleotides long. RefSeq names its product acidic mammalian chitinase-like. Gene Ontology annotation, biological process: carbohydrate metabolic process; chitin catabolic process. Gene Ontology annotation, molecular function: chitin binding; chitinase activity. The transcript is spliced from 12 exons. Gene Ontology annotation, cellular component: extracellular region. NCBI's taxonomy places the organism in Eukaryota, Metazoa, Chordata, Actinopteri, Syngnathiformes, Syngnathidae. The coding region runs from base 122 to 865 and encodes 247 amino acids. The record is from RefSeq and is a predicted model, not a curated record.